Xiphophorus hellerii (green swordtail) is the source of this 2360-nucleotide messenger RNA. RefSeq names its product ST3 beta-galactoside alpha-2,3-sialyltransferase 7 (gene st3gal7). The transcript has 8 exons. Gene Ontology annotation, molecular function: lactosylceramide alpha-2,3-sialyltransferase activity. The coding region runs from base 837 to 2015 and encodes 392 amino acids. NCBI's taxonomy places the organism in Eukaryota, Metazoa, Chordata, Actinopteri, Cyprinodontiformes, Poeciliidae. The record is from RefSeq and is a predicted model, not a curated record.
GGUUUCCACCCACACCUCACCAGUUACACUUUUUGAAAGACAUUCACAUUUUAGAGAGUAUAAAGGAAACGGUUUACAUUAAAAAUGAAGAAACAAUGUUAAACAGAAAAAAUGUCUUUGGGUUCUGUCUUUCAAACACCUACUACUGGGCAACCAUGACUCUUCAUCUAUAGGUGGCCUCAUAGCCAUUCAUGCUUUGAAUCGUGUGAAUGAAACUCCUCACGUGUUAACCAGGCCUUUGUAGACAUUUGGCCAGUGAAAGUGAACCAAACAAAUUGCAGGUAAUCAAAGUCAUGAUUUAAAUAUUUAGGUGAAAUAUAUUUUCAAUUAAACCAUGUUGGUUUGGAAUGUUUUAUUUUUCUCUCCUUUUGUCUAAAAUCUAAAUGAGACGAAAAACCUGAAGCAAGUGUGACAAAAAAAAAAAAAAGAAAGUAAGAAAUCUGUGAGGGGUGAAUACUUUUUUCCAGCACCAUACCUAAUCACACUUUUCAUCUCUCCUCCUCUCCUUUUUUAUGUUUAAAUACUGUAUUUUAUUGGAUAAAUAGCUGAUGACACACACGCACAUACAUGCUUAUUCACAUUUAAAUAUAGAAUUUUAUUGGAUGAAUAGCUGAUGACACACACACAUGCUUAUUCAUCCCCUUUCCAGCUGGAGUGUGACUGACAUGUUAAUGAUUAACCAGGGCUAUUGAGGGAAGAGGCAGAGUUCAGUCAGGUAAAAAAGGAACUUCAGCCAUUUUGACCGUACACUCUUCUGCUUAUUUCUCAGCAAUGGAAAAGGAAAGUUAAAAAUCAACUGACAACUCUUCGAGGAAAGCUGUGGAAGAAACAGAGAGAUGGUGACGCUGAACCAUCUGAGUGUAGAAGAUCCAGAUGACGGCGCUCCACUGCUGCCUGUGGCUGCAGAGACUUCAACACUAACAACUGUGUGUCACAAACAACAAGACAUAUUAAAAACGGAGUCCAGGGAAUUUUUCCUAAGCAGGAAGGAGAAUCUUACCACUAGUCUGAUCUUGCUGAUCGGAUUCUACUUGGCGAUUCUGAUUCCUGCAUAUUUCCCCUUAAAUAAUGUGUCAUCAGACAGCGAUGACUACCAGUAUCCCAAAGAUUUGGCCUUACUAAAUCGAUCAGCCCUCCUGCUUUUACGACCAUGCCAGCCUCACUGGGGUCUGGACCACCUCAAGUCGCUGUCCUGUUCUAAAGGCCUUCUGGACAUCCCAGUGUUUGUUCAACAGGACAAACCCAAGGCAUGGAAUCUGACCCCUCCUCUGGGGCUCCAAGGAAGUGAAGAGCAUUUGGCCCUGGCCCUUGCUGCUAUGCCUCAGCCUGGUCUGCCUCCGUCUUUGAGUAAAGAAGACAAGUGCAGGCGAUGUGUGGUGGUGGGAAAUGGAGGCAUUCUUCACGGGAGCCAUCUUGGAUCUCACAUAGAUCAAUAUGAUGUCAUUAUCAGGAUGAAUAAUGCUCCAGUCCCUGGAUUUGAGAGAGACGCUGGGUCACGCACCACCAUUCGCUUGAUGUACCCAGAGGCAGCACCUCACUCGGCCGAUGAGUACAAAAAGACCUCCAUGAUCGCUCUGGUGGCUUUUAAAAGCCUGGACUUGGACUGGCUGACUUCUAUAAUAACCAAGCAGCCUCUGAGCUUCUGGUCCAAAAUGUGGUUCUGGAGGGAGGUAGUUGACGAUAUUCCGCUGAAACCAGAGAGCUUCAAGAUUCUCCAUCCAGAUAUCAUUCACAAGACAGGGCAAGUCAUACAGAGAUAUGCCCAGAAACAGGGAAAUAUGGUGCCAACAUUAGGUGCCAGUGCCGUGGUGAUGGCUCUGCAGAUGUGUGACCAUGUGAGCCUCGCAGGGUUUGGUUAUGACAUGCAACACCCAGAGGCCAGGCUCCACUAUUACGAGGCAAUACGCAUGGGUGCCAUGAAAGCUCAAGUGGUGCACGACGUUAGCGCUGAGAAACUCUUCCUGAGGGAUCUGGUGGCUUCAGGAGCUGUGACUGACCUCACAGGAGCUCUUUGAGUUUUUCUUAUGUCUGCAUGCACUCCCCCUUCUGGUUGGGAGUUUAUUUCCUCUAUUGUAAGCUGUGCACAACACACUCCACACUGCAAAAUUACCUUUAAAAUGCUCCCAGUCUCUAAACAACUAACUUAGCAUUGUUAUGUCAAAGGACUGAUUUUUAGCAGUUAAUUUGAGAACAGUAUCAAUUAUACAGAUGAUAUUUAGAAACAGACUACAUUGUGUGAUGUCCUGAAUGUUCAUGUUCUGUUUUAUGUUUUAAUUUUAUUUGCUAAAGACUCAAUAAAAUAGAGAAUACAACUAUGUUGCUAGUUGUAUUUGUCUACAGGAAAAAAAAAUCCCUCUAAA